This is a messenger RNA of Cuscuta campestris, 1791 nucleotides long. The record is from the annotation of a GenBank genome assembly. Lineage: Eukaryota; Viridiplantae; Streptophyta; Magnoliopsida; Solanales; Convolvulaceae.
CUGCGGGUGUUUCAAAAGAGGACUGAUAAUCGAUUGUUAUCAACGAUAAUCGAUUAUUUUGACAGAUUUCUGGGAACGAAAUGAUGGUGUUUGUGUGGGGAAUGGCUGGAAAAAUACGGGGAUGAUGAAGGAGUUCUUUUGGGUAUUUUCAAUGGAAGAAAAGAGUAAGAUUAAGAGGAGAAAUGGGGAGGAGUGGAAGAGUUAUUGGAGAAACAAUUGAGCUAGGUUACAAUCACCAGGUAAGUGUGGCUGGACUUGACUUUUUUAAUUUCCAAACGUGUGAAGCUGUGCUUGAGUCUGGUUGUGAAGUUUCCAACGUGUUUGUUGCUGAUUCUGAAUCUGAUUUUGAGACAAUAUUUGGAAACCUUUUUGAAGUCAAACCUGAACAAAAAAUGGCUACUUUGAAAGAACUUGCUGCCCCUGAUUUAAAUGUUCAACCUUUGGCUAUUACUUACAUUGAAUUGGAAAAACCUUUAAAGCUGAAUUCUGGGUUUAUAAAUCUUCUGCCUAAGUUUCAUGGUCUUCCUGGAGAGGAUCCCUUCAGACACAUCUCUGAAUUUCUGAUUACAUGCGGUGCUAUGGUGCCUGAAGGGGUCGCUCAAGACCAAAUUAGGUUGAGAGCUUUUCCUUUUUCCUUAUGUGAUAAAGCUAAAGAUUGGUUAUAUUAUAUGCGUGCUGGUUCUUUUACAACAUGGAAUGCUUUACAUAAGGCUUUCUUAGAGAAAUACUUCCCAGCCUCUAGGAUAGGGUCUAUUAGGAAGGAUAUCUGUGGGGUCAAACAAAUGAUAGGUGAAAAUUUUUCUGAAUAUUGGGAGAGAUUUAACAAGCUUUGUGCUUCAUGCCCACAACAUCAAAUUUUUGAACAAUUGUUGAUUCAAUAUUUUUAUGAAGGACUCCUCCCCACUGAUAGGAAUAAUGUUGAUGCUGCAAGUGGAGGAGCCCUUGUUAACAAAACCCAUACUCAAGCUAGGGAGCUUUUUAACUUGAUUGCUCAAAACACCCAACAAUUUGGAACAAGAGAGACACUGGUUAAAAAGGUCAAUGAACUUGAAAGUAAAUCAAUUGAACAAAAGCUUUCUGAACUCACCUUUAUGAUGUCAAAACUUGUUUCUGGGGGUGGGAAUGUUAGGGGAAUCCAUUGUGGAGUGUGUUGUCUAGAAGGGCAUGCAAGUGAUGCUUGUCCAACCCUUCAAAAUCCUGAAGUCAAUGCUGUUUUUUAUAAUAAUCAACAAAGAAAAUAUGAUCCAUAUUCAAAUUCUUAUAAUGAGGGCUGGAAGGAUCAUCCAAAUCUCAGAUAUGGCCCUCCUCAAAACAAUACUCAGAAUUUUAAUCAAGCAAAUAGGGGAAAUCUGAAUUUAAAUCAUCAACCUAGCCAAGAUAGAAGUGCCCAGAUGCUUGAACAAAUUCUCAAGAAAAUGGAUGACAAGUUUUCAAGUUUUGAUUCAACUCUUAAACAAGUUCAAGAAAAACAAACAGCUACUGAUGUGAUAAUAAGCAACUUGCAGGCUCAAAUAAAUCAAAGAAUCCCUUCUCAGCCUUUUCCAAAUCCAAAAGAAAAUAUAAGUGCUGUGGUUUUAAGGAAUAAGAAACAAUUGCCUGAACCUAAGGGUAGGGAUAGGUUUGAGAGUGAGAAAGAAGUACCUAAAGUUGUGAAUCUUGAGUUAGAUGAGGCUACUGUUCCAAACUGCAGUUCUCAUGGGGCUGAAACAGUGGGAGAAACACCUGGAAAUGACACCACAGACCAAGGGGAAAGGGUAGAAGACAUGGUCAGACCUAAAGCUCCCUUCCCGA